Messenger RNA from Necator americanus (New World hookworm), 1017 nucleotides. RefSeq lists its product as uncharacterized. NCBI's taxonomy places the organism in Eukaryota, Metazoa, Nematoda, Chromadorea, Rhabditida, Ancylostomatidae. Bases 1 to 1017 code for a protein of 338 amino acids. Gene Ontology annotation, cellular component: site of double-strand break; nucleus; condensed chromosome. The transcript is spliced from 6 exons. Gene Ontology annotation, molecular function: DNA topoisomerase binding; single-stranded DNA endonuclease activity; histone H3K4 methyltransferase activity. Gene Ontology annotation, biological process: DNA double-strand break processing; DNA integration; replication fork processing. The record is from RefSeq and is a predicted model, not a curated record.
AUGAGCACAAAUUUCUGCACUUCGAGGAACAUUCGAAUAUGCAUGUUGUACGAGUACAAACUCGAACAUUCAAUGGAGACUGCAUUCCUGAAUCUACGACGUGUGUUCGGUGAUGCGUCGAUCGUCUAUCCAACAGUGAUUCGGUGGUUUUACAAAUUUCGACAAGGAGAUGAAGAUUUGGGUUGCAACAGGAGUGGCCCGAUUCCACUCGUGGAUGACUUUGAUUUACAACAAACAGUGCAGGAGAAUCCAAAACUAACAAUUGAAGAGUUAGCUAAUCUUUUUGGAGUGAAGGCACCGACAAUCACCCGGCAUUUGAUUGAAAUGCGCAAACGCAAGCAUAACCGACAAGACUCGAAGACGAAACUUAGGAAGAAGCGUGAGGAUGAGGACAUAUCAUUGGAUGACAUUGAUGUUAGAUCGCUGUUAGUCGAUCAUGGGGCUGCAUCAGCCCUGGAUCUGUUAGGUAUCUCGGAAGCUAACGGAAGUGGUAGUGAAGAACCUGAAAUUUCGGAACCAGCAUCAUCGUCGGAAGACAUUGAAGUAGUGGAAGUUCGAAAAGCUCCUGCACGGAGUUCGACAGCGACAAACCAUACUCGUCCUCGCACUACUAACUCGCCUUCCCAAGUUUCCAAAAACGUGGCUGCAGCUAGUCCGCUUUAUCACCGAGAAGUAGCCACGACUUCUGGACUAAGAACGGUGGAACCUUCUGAAGAGCCGUUGUUUCGGACGAAAGUGGACACGGAUUCGCCAUCAAUUGUAGCGCCUGCUCCUGUUGUAGUGAAGACUGUGCCCAAUCUCAUACAAAGAUCUCUUGCAGUUGUGAAAAGAAAGAAGGAAAAAGAAAUUGAGCUCAGAAAUUCGAAGAAGGCUAAUACGGGAAAGCAGGAGAAAGGUCUAUCAAAUGUUGCUGCAUCAGAACAUGACAAUAACGAAGUAAUUGAUGAUGAUGUACCUCUAUUUGACAACAAUUUGGUGGAACCAAAACAAGAAGAACGCAUAACAUAUCUUUUCUGA